AUGGUGUCAAUUUUUCGGCAUUGGAGAAAAAGGCUUCAGCCGGUGCUUUUUGGGCCUGGAGCCUUGAGAUUUGCGGCAUCUACUCGGGGCGACUAUGCGACGACGUCCCUGACCGGCAGCAUGAGAUUGCAUCCGGGUCGCAAGAAGAAAGCCUUCAAGGCGGAUUGCACAAGGAUCUGGGGCAAUCUUUUUGACUACACUUAUGCGCAGUAUAAGGACAAUCACACUCCGGUCGCAAUCCGUUGCCAAAAGCACGGGAUGUUCUGGAUGAAGCCCCGUGAUCACAUCCAGCGCCGCCUUGGGUGUCCCAAGUGCGGAAGUCUCUUCGUGCCGGGGUCUCUACAAGAAAGGGCUGCCAUGAUGUUGACCACGGGCCCCACACCCGCCCUCGGCCAGCACGUCCUCCGGUCGCACAAGCUGGCGCUAGAGAUCACCGCGGUGGCUCUGAAAGGUGCGGCGGGACAGGCGAGCUGGGUGGCAGAAGUUGGGGUCGGAGCAGGGGCGCUGACGGCUGCUUUGUUGCAGAGCCCGGCCUGCGCAGGGGUGGUGGGCUUUGAGCUGGACGAGCGAAUUUUGUCCCAGGCCCUGGAGAAAGGUGGUGUCAUACGUCGAUACCAUCCGAUUUGCAGGGAUAUCCCCGAGGCUGCACGCACGUUACGUCGUGAGGCCUGGGAAGACCACCUGACCGGCAGCCUCACGCGUUGCUUCGUCUUUAAAGGCGACUUCUUGGCUUGCCGGGCAGUACCAAGCCGCUGCCGUAUCGCAGUGGGUAACAUUCCCUACAAAAUCUCCACAGCUGUAGUGACGAAGUUGCUGUGUCAGGAGCCUCUCAUGGAGAGGGUUGUCUUGAUGGUGCAAGCCGAAUUCGCGCGCAAGCUGUUGGCAAAGCCGGGCUCAGUGAAGUUUGGGCGCGUCUCUGCGUUGGUGCAGGCCCUUUGCUCGAAUGCGCAGUUCGCCAUCCCCGGUCUGCUCACGCCGGACGUUUUCUCACCGCCCCCGCGCGUGGACUCUGCUGUGGUCCUCCUGGAGCUGCACCAGGUGCCUCUCCGACAUCGCGGAGUGGAGGUGCCCGCGGCGGCUUUGGAUCAGCUGCUGCGUCUGCUCCUGGACACCAGGGGGCCGACACGCGGCGAAGGCCUGGAGGCCCGGCUGACGGAAGUGGCGGAGCGGGUGGCGGCUCAGAGCCUUCCUGACUCCUGGCGGUUGGCCAUGGCAAAGGCGGGCGUGGAUCCGGCGAAGCCUCCUCUGGCGAUGGCCACAGAAGAGUUCGUGGCCUUGGCAGCUGAGCUUCGAAACCUGGGCUUUGCUUCCGAUGCCGUGCGGAGAGAUCUCGACUGA
Molecule: messenger RNA, 1338 nt
Organism: Symbiodinium necroappetens
Lineage: Eukaryota; Dinophyceae; Suessiales; Symbiodiniaceae
Source: the annotation of a GenBank genome assembly